UCUUUGUCACCGUUAUGGGCUGGGUUUUGUUAUUUUAUUUAUUAACCAAGGUUGAUACUCUUUGUAUGCAAAUUUUGAAUUAUUCGAUUAAAUGCAAGACUGAAAUGCUAAGCCGAUCAAAGUGAAAGUACACACCAAUUUGCCUCAGGUUGAGGGAGAGGGCUUAAAUUUAAUGGCAUGUUACAAUUUAUGAUGAUUAUUUUGUCAAUACAAAAUAUGUCGGAUACUUAUCACAUUUGAAAAUGAGAGAUGGCUCAGAUGGGACCGGCUUAGUUUGAAAAAGCUAUGGAAUUGGAAUCAGAGGCUGGAGGGACAGUCAAUACAGGAAAUGUCAAAAAGAACAUUCCCAUUAAACUAAAAACCCAGCCAAAGGCAGCUAAAGGAAGACCAAGGAAAGCUGCUAAACCAAAGAAGGAAGCAACACUACCGGAAAUCCCUCAACCAGUAGUGGAUGAGAACAGUGGUGUUGCCGACCCUGAGUUUAUUGAUGCCCCCAUCUUCAAACAACCUGGCGAGCCACUGCAUCAGAGUCAGCCUCUACGCUGGAAUCACAAGGUGAACUUGAUCGGAGAGAAGGUAGUGGAUCCUCUGAUACAUUGCUGUGACAAGUGUAAACUGCCCAUCCUCAUCUAUGGCCGGAUGAUUCCUUGCAAGCAUGUGUUCUGUUAUGAUUGUGCAAGAAAGACAGACAAAGUAUGUGCAAGGUGUGAAGAGAAUGUUCAGCGGAUAGAGCAGUCAGCUCUGGGUACGGUUUUUGUCUGUAGCUACGGGGGCCCCAAGCAUGGGGACGGGGGGUGCAGGCGCACUUACCUGUCUCACAGGGACCUACAGGCCCACAUCUACCACAGGCACAUGAGAACAGACUCGGCUAAAUCUUCCUCCAGCUCAAACACCGGAUCUGGAGGAAGUAAAUCUGUAGUGGAACAAUACACUACAUCUAAAGGGAGCUCCAAGUCACAGCAUUCCACACCAGUCAUAGAGCAGUAUACAACUGCAGCAGGAAGACAUGCCACCGGGGACAGCCAUUUAAACUUACCACACUCCUCCCGCCCGAGUGAUGCCAUGUUUCAGCAGUCUAUGAUGAGUCAGAUGCCUCCCCCUAGUCAGGCCCUGCCCACUCAGACCAUGCUCCAGGGCCCCCCACCCAGACUACCAUUAUCUCAGGGCCAGGCACCCACCCAGACCAUCAUACCGGGACAACAAGCUGACAGCUACCAGCUCUCUUCUAUGUCAGGAAUGGCGCCUGGGAGAAAGACGAACCUCAUCACUGUUCCCCUGCAAGAGGAGCCUGAUUACCGGAGGAGAGACCUGGCUGGUGGAUACAGCUCGCUUACUCCCUCUACAUUCUCAACACCAAUGCCCAUGCCUGGAAACAUCGCCCCACAGCAAGGAUUCCCAUCCAUGCAUCAAGGUCCCUCUCUGACGUCCAUUGGGGUUUUCCCCCCAUCAGGGCCCCCUCCCUUCAAUUCCCCUCCAUUAAGGUCACAACUGGCAGUCUCCUCUGGUGUAAGUGUUCCCAUUUCCCACCCGCCCCCGAUUAGUGUACCUGGCCCUAACCUUUCCACACCACCCCCUCCCCUCCUAUCUGGCCCUAGAAUGCCAAUACAAGGCAGCCAGCCGCCCAGAUUCGGGAGCCCCCAGGGACAUUUUAAUGACAGUUACGGACAGAGUGGGUCAGGGGGUCAGAACCCCCAUGGACCGUGGAAUGCUCCCCCUCCCCAGAGGAGUAGUGGGGGUCAGAGUCAGAGAGCCCAGUCAGACAGCUACCAGUAUUAUCAGUGAACUACAGAGCUAGUGUUAGACCUGAUUUGGGAGAUAUCUAUUUUUAGGCACAAAGACGUGUUCUUGAUGUUGUAUGUAAUGUUACAUUAUGAUAGUAUGUUAUUAUGUGUAAGAGAGUGUUUCAUUGUAACAUUGUGAAAAUCUUGUACAUUUAUAUAAAACAUAUUUUUUAAAUGUGUUUCAACAAAUAAUGACAUAGCUACAAUAAAAAGCCUAGAAUUGAGA
This is a messenger RNA of Magallana angulata, 2007 nucleotides long. RefSeq names its product E3 ubiquitin-protein ligase Hakai-like. The coding region runs from base 286 to 1782 and encodes 498 amino acids. The record is from RefSeq and is a predicted model, not a curated record. Gene Ontology annotation, biological process: regulation of cell adhesion; protein ubiquitination. The transcript has 6 exons. Lineage: Eukaryota; Metazoa; Mollusca; Bivalvia; Ostreida; Ostreidae. Gene Ontology annotation, molecular function: ubiquitin protein ligase activity.